UCCCAUGGCGGCCCCGGGCAUCCCCGCCGAAUGCGGCUACAUCCGGACGGUCCUUGGCCAGCAGAUCCUGGGGCAGCUGGACAGCUCCAGCCUGGCUCUGCCCUCCGAGGCCAAGCUGAAGCUGGCGGGGAGCAGCGGCCGCAGCGGCCAGGCGGCCAAGAGCCUGCGGAUCCAGGAGCAGGUGCAGCAGACCCUGGCCCGGAAGGGCCGCGGCUUCGUGGGCAACGGAACCCUUCACCGAGCCAGCAGCGUCCCUGAGUACGUCUACAACCUGCACCUGGUGGAAAACGAUUUUGCCGGCGGGCGGUCCCCUGCCCCGAGGACCUAUGACAUGCUGAAGGCCGGCGGGAGCGCCACGUACGAAGGCCGCUGGGGGCGGGGCGCCGCGCGGUUCAGUUCGCAGAAGUCGGUGGACGACCGGUCGCUGAGGCAGCCCCUGCGCCGGCUGGAGAUCUCCCCGGACAGCAGCCCCGAGCGGGCGCGCUACUCGCUCGCCGACUUCCAGUACAGCCGGAGCAGCCAGGCGGGGCUCGUGCGGCGCCAGGACAGCCGGCGCUCCACCCUGCUGCUCGCGGUGGAUUCGGGCGGCAGGAGGGCGCACGUGACCGCGGGCCAGGUGGCGGCGGGAGAAAGCGGGACGCUGCUCGCCGAGAGAGACGCCCAGCUCAGGAAUGCAGACAUGGAGAUGACUCUGGAGCGGGCAGUGAGUAUGCUUGAUGCAGACCACACACCACCUGCCAGGAUUUCCAUGGCAGCCACCUUCAUACAGCACGAGUGCUUCCAGAAGUCUGAAGCACGGAAAAGGGUCUAUCAGCUUCAAGGCAUCCCCAGGCUUCUGCACCUCCUGAAAUUUCAGAAUGAAGAUGUUCAGAGAGCCGCUUGUGGGGCCUUGAGAAACUUGGUGUUUGAAGACAAUGACAACAAAUUGGAGGUAGCUGAACUCAAUGGGGUGCCUCGGCUGCUACAGGUGCUGAAGCAAACCAGAGACUUGGAGACUAAAAAACAAAUAACAGGUUUGCUGUGGAAUUUGUCCUCUAGUGACAAACUCAAGAAUCUCAUGAUAACAGAAGCCUUGCUUAUCCUGACUGAGAAUAUCAUCAUCCCCUUUUCGGGGUGGCCAGAAGGAGACUACCCCAAAGCGAAUGGUUUGCUCGAUUUUGAUACAUUCUACAAUGUCACCGGAUGCCUAAGAAACAUGAGUUCAGCUGGCCCUGAUGGGAGGAAAGUGAUGAGAAGGUGUGAUGGACUGAUUGACUCAUUGGUCCAUUAUGUCAGAGGGACCAUUGCAGAUUACCAGCCAGAUGACAAGGCCACAGAGAACUGUGUGUGCAUUCUUCAUAACCUCUCCUACCAGCUGGAGGCAGAGCUCCCAGAGAAAUAUUCCCAGAGUAUCUAUAUUCAAAACCGGAAUAUCCAGACUGACAACAACAAAAGUAUUGGGUGUUUCGGCAAUCGAAGUAGGAAAGUAAAAGAGCAGUACCAGGACAUGCCCAUGCCCGAGGAAAAGAGCAACCCCAAGGGUGUGGAGUGGCUGUGGCACUCCAUCGUGAUCCGGAUGUAUUUGUCUUUGAUCGCCAAGAGUGUCCGAAGCUACACCCAGGAGGCAUCUUUGGGAGCGCUCCAGAAUCUCACAGCAGGAACUGGACCAAUGCCGAUGUCAGUGGCGCAGACAGUGGUGCAGAAGGAAAACGGCCUCCAGCACACCCGGAAGAUGCUGCAUGUGGGGGAUCCGAGUGUGAAAAAGACUGCAGUCUCCCUGCUGAGGAAUUUAUCACGGAAUCUUUCCCUGUGCAGUGAAAUUGCCAAAGAAACUCUACCUGAUUUGGUUUCCAUAAUUCCUGACACAGUUCCAAGUACUGAUCUUCUCAUUGAAACUACAGCCUCUGCCUGUUACACGUUGAACAACAUAAUCCAGAAUAGUUACCAGAAUGCCCGGGAUCUUCUAAACACCGGAGGCCUGCAGAAAAUUAUGACUAUCAGUGCAGGCGACAACUAUGCCUCCAACAAAGCAAGCAAAGCUGCUUCUGUUCUCUUAUAUUCUCUGUGGACGCACACGGAGCUCCACAACGCCUACAAGAAGGCUCAGUUCAAGAAGACGGACUUUGUCAACAGCCGGACUUCCAAAGCCUACCAGUCCCUUAAAGACUGAGCCAAGAAAGAAAGCUCUCUCGGAAAUGCCAACUUCACCAUUCUCAGCCACAAAAAAACCCCGAAGGAAAACACCUAUUUUUUUACUUCCCAGUCUGAGAAACCUCAAAAAAGAAAAAAAAAAAAGAAAAAGCAUGCCCUGUUUUUACCCUUUUCUAGUCCAUGGUCUCCUGAAUCCAGAAAAUGAAUCAUCAGAAUAUGAUUUACUGGUCUUCCAGGGAUUUUCACAGGCUUGCCACCAGAAGACGCUGGCAGCAGGCUCUGUUUGCCCCCCACAAACAGGGUCUUUGGGAUCAGGGCUUACGGCGCAUGGCUCGCUGGAACCAAACUGUGAACUCCUGCGGAAUGGACGUGAACAGAAGAAGGAAAGAAGCUGUUGUGGUGUUACUAGGAUUUUAAAGUUUGAUUUAUAUUUGUAAUUUAUGGUUUCCAUGUUCUGUCACUCAUGUGCACAUUGCUUCACCAUUGAAGUAUAUUUUUCUGCAGUGUUGAAACAGAAUGGAAACAAUAAAUAUUUGUUAAGUUACCCAGGAGAAAAUUUAAUGGCGAAACUGUUUUUGUUUUUAUAUUACUUUGUGCUUGCUUAAUCCUCUUGAAUUUUUUCUCUGAUUUUAAAUGGAUGUAAGUUUAAGUUGCAGAGCAUGCGUGACUCUAAGAAAAAGGAGUGAAGGUAGUGAACAUACAGAUUUAAAAUCUUUUCCACAGGGAAAGGCACUAUGGCUAUGAAAUUCAGUGUUUCCUCUAAACACUGAGUAAAUGAGAUUUUUUGCUCAAGGAAAUACUUUACCUGUAACAGGAGCAUUGAAUGCAAAUCUCUUCUGAAGAGUAGCAUUCAAUGCAACCUAUUUCCUGGACUUUUUCAGCCACUGCAAUGGGCUGGUGGAAGCAUGGACUCUGUCUUUAGCUACAAAAGAAACCAAGGUCUCUGGAGCUGCUGGGCCAGCCCAGGGCUCUGAAAACACAGCUCAUCUUAAUGAGUGACGUUAUCAACCAGCCCAACUUUGCCCAACAUUGAAAAAAUAGCACAGAGCCACUAAGUCUCCUGAUCUUCCUCAAGCCAUUACUUUAAGUAAAGGAAACUCUAGAGAAGAAAAAUGAAGUUAUGUUGAGGAGAAAUGGGUCUAGGCCACCCAGAAGCAAUUUGAGAAGUACUUAUGUUUAAAAGUUGACAUCAUCUAUUAAAGCGAAUCUGUAUUAAGUGUUAUUUUAACUGGGCCGUGGUUUAUACCAUUCAUAUAAAAAUAGUCUUCUCAACUACCGUUCUGUUAUAUUUUGCUUUUUUAAAAAAAAAAAAAUCUGACAAUGUUUGUUAUAAGACAGUAAGAAGGAAAAAAUUCUUCAAUUCCCUUUGGCCAGAACAGUGUAAUAGGAAAUACCCAUUUUCAAUUUGAAUGUGUACCUACGCCUUUAUUAUAUUUAGAACUUGAAAUUUUUUCAAUUUUAACAGCUCAAUGGAGAAGACCGAAGUUACUAACCUAGUGUAAACUGAAAUUAUUUAGAUACCAAUUUUUUAAAUACUGAAGAGAGAAAUUCUCUUUUUCCAGAGUUUUGACAAUAAGCACUUGGAGAGUCAUCUUUAUUCCUCCAGAUAAUUGAUGUAUGUUCAAGAAGUUUCUGUAUUUUUUUAAGGCGCU
Miniopterus natalensis is the source of this 3782-nucleotide messenger RNA. The record is from RefSeq and is a predicted model, not a curated record. NCBI's taxonomy places the organism in Eukaryota, Metazoa, Chordata, Mammalia, Chiroptera, Miniopteridae.